Molecule: messenger RNA, 1713 nt
Organism: Exophiala xenobiotica
Lineage: Eukaryota; Fungi; Ascomycota; Eurotiomycetes; Chaetothyriales; Herpotrichiellaceae
Exons: 2
Coding region: 88-1221 (377 amino acids)
Biological process (GO): mRNA processing
Cellular component (GO): mitochondrion
Source: RefSeq, a predicted model, not a curated record
CUCAUACACACCUCCCUCUGCCCGCCGCUGGCACAUCUCCUUGGACAACGUGUCCAUCCUUUCAUUUUUUCCUCGUUCAGCGGCCACAUGUUCAACUCUUCAUUGCGCCGAGUGGCGCGGACAUGCUCGAGUGGCUCAACAGUGCCUUCGCGCCCAACGCAGCCAUCGAUAGCAACCUUCAGCUCUCACGCUCAUCAACGGCGGCACUCAUCUUCCAAGCCGCCCUCCCCUCCCAACAAUGGCUCCUCGGCUCUCCCAGCAGCAUCCGUCAAGCAAGUGGGAGCACCGCGAUCAGACACAAAGCGACCGGGAGCGGAGUCACGCUUAUCAAAGAAGAGGAGUUCUAAAGACAAAUUAGAUGCUAAGCAGGAAUCACAAGAUGACUGGACAUCGAAAUUGCCUUCUGUGCCCAGUUUGCAACAUUUGAAUCCAAAAGAUAUCUACGUAGCAUCCUUCUUCUCCACCCAUCGACCAGUCUCUAUAACAGGUCCAGUUCCUAUCGAGACAUCCAUCGAGGCCAUCGACAGGAUCUUCCAACCGAAGCCCAAGUCAAAACCACGCAUCGCCCCUCAAGAAGUCAUCUACACCCUCUCAUCUGCCGUCGAAAGUCUUGAUGAGCAGCUCGCAAGGAAGCGAACUGAUCACCAUAACCAGGGCGCAGAGCAAAAGGCGGCAAUCAUCAAAGCACUUAUGCAGCGCAACGAAAAUGCCGCCGAUCCUAGUCGGACGCACCAUCUAGACGGUGCACCACAAACGAUCAAUAUUGCUGGCGGCAACGUGAAGCUCGUCAUACAAGAGUUUGCAAGACGAUUCAGACCGUUCAAUGUCCCUCCUGCCCCUACACCUAUCAGCGACGCUGAAAUCGAUGCAGCUGAAGCCGAAGCCGGCGAAGAAAUGCAAGCCCAGACUCUAGAGGUGGAGAUUCGAAAUCAAGACCAAGACCCAUACGUUCAGCAUGUCGUCUUCAACGUGCCCGAGAACCGAGCCGUCGACAAUGAAGGCUUCUUCACCAGUCACGGCGCGCCGAUGAUGGAAAUCGAAGAUGCAACCGGACGACAAAUUCAAGAGCAGAUGGGUGGCAGACGUCUUGGCCACCGAAGACGGCCAGCAAUGUAUACCAUCAGCGUCAAGAGACAGAGGCGGCUGAAGAUGAAGAAGCACAAAUACAGGAAGUUGAUGCGCAAGACACGAAAUGCAAGGCGGAGGUUGGGUCAGAUAUAACCAUGGUGCAUAUUGGCUUUUCGUACUUGCAUGGGAUUGCAUUAGACGCAUAUGGCUAGAGAGUCGAGCCGUGUUGGACCUGGACGAGCUACUCCGUAAGGCGAGAUAAGAUCUCGGUCUCACUACAUUUUCAUGGCGUUUGAAGCGGGUUCGCAAUUGGCAAGCAUGCUGCUUAUCAGCUCGUGUUUGUUCGAAGCAGCGUACACAUUCCAUCUCUUCAGCUACUGGCAAUCAACACUGAAAGAUCAGUCUUCAUCCUGAAAUAUAUCUUCACUCUCUAUUUCCGACAACUGCUUGCGACGCUUGUGGCAUCCUCCCAUGGUGUUUUCCUUGCAAGGUUCAGUCAAAAUCUGGAGGACCAGAUAGAUGACCGAUAUCUACCCAGGUAUAGACAUUCCUAGCAUAAUAUAUGGGUGUCCCAAGUUUCGUUCCUCAGAACCACUAACUAUGGACUGGAGUUUGAUGGACGCUAAGAGACGAACGCAGUGCACG